Pelobates fuscus (common spadefoot toad) is the source of this 2259-nucleotide messenger RNA. It is a transcript of the gene ST3GAL1, whose product is annotated as ST3 beta-galactoside alpha-2,3-sialyltransferase 1. The coding region runs from base 433 to 1455 and encodes 340 amino acids. The transcript is spliced from 7 exons. Lineage: Eukaryota; Metazoa; Chordata; Amphibia; Anura; Pelobatidae. Gene Ontology annotation, biological process: sialylation. Gene Ontology annotation, cellular component: membrane. Gene Ontology annotation, molecular function: beta-galactoside (CMP) alpha-2,3-sialyltransferase activity. The record is from RefSeq and is a predicted model, not a curated record.
GACUUGGCCAUUACUGGACUCACCACAGAAGUUAAGAAUAUUGAAGAAUAACUAUAAGCCUGCUAAAGAAACUGAAAAGGUAAUAUCAAAACAAAGAAACCGUAAGUCAAUAUGAAAGUCCUGGUACGUCAAAUAAUCUAGAAAUCAAGUACAUCUGUCUGUCUCAAUGAGUAUGCAGAGACACAGAAGUCAAUUUAUCUGUCAAUCCGUCUGAAUAUAAAGUUAAAUCACUCGUAUCGGUUGGAAUCUACGGCUCACUGACCCGGGAAGGUCACGUUUCAAUUCGUAGAUAAGAAAAAUGUCUUACUAAGAAACAAACCAUUGUCCUGUGCCCCAAGAUUCUACUCUCAUUGGCCUUCAAGGUGAAGUUUCUCUCAAUUGGCUGACUUUCCUUCUCGGGACUUUUGAAGGCUUGAAACUAGAAAAAGAGACAUGUUUUUCAGACAGAGGAAUCUAAAACUGUUCUCCCUUCUCUUGAUAUUAUUAGCCAUUACCUCUUUUCUUGUAAAUUACAACCAAAAUGCUGGGUCAUAUACGUGGAGUCCUGACAAGUACUUUACAAGAUUUUCAGAUCGAUUUCGUAGAUUCAUGACAUUUUCUCGAAGGAUUUGCAACUGUGAUACAUGUGUAGCUGAAUCAGAAAUCUCACCCUGGUUUGACGAGAGAUUUAAUCAGUCCAUUCCUGCUCUGUUGACUAAGCAAAAUAAUGUGAUCCCAGAAAGUGUGUAUCGAUGGUGGCUGCGUCUUCAAAGUGAAAGAAAUCCCAAGAAUAUCAACAAGACCAUUCAAGAAUUAUUUGAAAUUAUUCCAAGUGAUUUUGACUUGAUGGACCAUAGUCCGUAUCGCUGCCGGAGCUGUGCCGUGGUGGGGAAUUCUGGUAACCUUAAGAACUCUGAGUAUGGAGCAGAAAUUGAUGACCACGACUUUAUAUUGAGGAUGAAUCAUGCCCCUACAACCAAGUAUGAAGCAGAUGUUGGGAGAAAAACCACGCACCAUUUUGUUUACCCUGAGAGUGUGCGAGACCUACAGGAGAAUGUCACGAUGGUCCUUAUACCUUUCAAGACCCUCGACCUCCAGUGGAUUGUCAGCGCCCUCACUAACGGAACCAUCAAUUUCACAUAUACUUCAGUACCACGAAGAAUCAAAGUUAAAAAGGAAAAGAUUCUUAUAUACAGUCCGGAGUUUAUGAAGUAUAUCUAUGAUAAGUGGCUUCUCAAUCACGGUCGAUAUCCAUCCACCGGCCUUUUCAGUGUGAUUUUUGCACUUCAUGUUUGUGAUAAGGUGGAUAUAUAUGGUUUUGGGGCAGACAGCAAGGGGAAUUGGCACCAUUAUUGGGAGAACAAUCCUUCUGCCGGAGCUUUUCGCAAAACGGGAGUCCACGAUGGCGAUUUUGAGGCAAACAUUAUAGGGAAUCUCUCUGCAAUUAACAAAGUAACAGUUUUCCACGGUAGAUGACCCUACCGAGAAGAUGGCAUCUACUCUCCACAGUUCUCGUGCUUUAUCUUUGAUGCUAACAGCUGACUAUAGUUGGAGCAGACAUUUAUUUAAUUGUGACUGACUUUCUCAAUUUAACGCUGCAAGACACCUUUUCUUACCCUUAUUUUCUUAAUAUGUGGAUACUGACUUUGGAACCUCUUAUGGUAAUUUUCAUGAAGGUACAUGUCCAAUUGAUGUACGAGAAAAUUGGAUAUUCCAAGAUAUUUUUUGAUAAAACUUUUGAUAGGCCAACGACCGAACAAGAGAACUUUCUUUCUACUUGAGCAAAUCCAUAGUGAUGUAAGAAUAAUCUAAAUAUAUUUUCGUUUGAGCAUCACUGAAGUCACCUUACACUUUGCAACAUGUCAGUUCACCAUUAUGUGGAAUGAUGUCUUGUCCUCUUUCUCAGUAAUGAAAAAAAAAUUGGAAUAUGGUGGAUAUUGAAGUAAAAUCCAGUAAAUAAGUGUGUUUUUCCAAGCAUUUUUGGUAAAGAAAUAAAGCAAGAGAUCUUCAUUUGGGGUUUUUGGACCACUACAGAUUUCAACUUCUUUGUCAGAAAUUCAGUGAUACCAACACAACUACAGAUAAUCACCUGGGGUCUGGGAACGUUUUUCUAUGGCUUAUGAUAACAAUUUUUCAAAUUUGUGUUGGCUUGAACUUGUAUGAUUUUUUUUUAAAGGGAAACAAAUCCCACAAAAUAUCAGCUUUCAUGUAUCAUGGUUUGAAGACUGAUGAUUUGAUUUUUGAGAUAUAUAUUUUUUCAUACAAAAGAAACCACUUCAA